AUGCACACCCAGGACAAGAGCGGCUUCGGGGUGGCCCACGACUUCCACGGCUCCCUCAAAGAAGAUGCGGACUUCCCCAUUCUCUGCGAGACUUGCUUGGGAGAAAACCCUUAUGUCCGCAUGCAAAGAGACAGAAACGGCAAAGAGUGCCACAUCUGCACUCGCGCCUACACCGGAUUCAGGUGGAAGCCAGGGCCGAAGGCGCGCUAUAAAGGAACUGUCAUUUGCCAGCAGUGCGCGAAGCUGAAGAACGUCUGCCAAACCUGCCUCUUCGACCUCGAGUGCGGGACAAGCUGCUGGGUUCGAGUCGAGUGA
This is a messenger RNA of Eimeria tenella, 315 nucleotides long. Its product is annotated as RRM / zinc finger (CCCH type) domain-containing protein, putative. Gene Ontology annotation, cellular component: U2-type catalytic step 1 spliceosome; Prp19 complex; U2-type catalytic step 2 spliceosome. Lineage: Eukaryota; Apicomplexa; Conoidasida; Eucoccidiorida; Eimeriidae. Bases 1 to 315 code for a protein of 104 amino acids. The transcript has 3 exons. Gene Ontology annotation, molecular function: U6 snRNA binding; pre-mRNA binding. The record is from RefSeq and is a predicted model, not a curated record.